UCGUGCAACCAAGCAACAAACGUCAGUCGCGCUAUGCCACGCAUCAGGAGAUCACCGCCUGCAUAACUUGACGUUACGUUUCGGAACGCUCCUUUCGAAAUUCGAACGCAUUUGAAUGAAAAAGGCGCGAAAGUAGGAUGUGUCAUAGUUUUAUUUUUCUUGACGGCCAGUAAUGCUUUGUUUUUAAUUUGUGUUUCGGUUGACAAUCGUUUGUUUGAAUGCCAGAAAAUGAUAUUGACCAAGGGAUUUGAUGUUUUUGUUGCCAUUUUCGUAUUUUUUUCAUCGAAAGUGUGCACUGCUUGUUUUAUCGGAAGCGAAUAUGAAAAAAACGCAGGCACGACGGGCUCCACUUAUGUUAAAAACUGCGAAUGCAAUGAAGUCGGGUACUCAGUGAAGCAUCUGACAUGGUUGGACCCGGACGGCAACGCUAUCAAUGGACCAGAUUCGAGCAAUCCAAACAUAUACACGGAGAUUCAAGAUCACAACGGCACGGGUAUCCUGAGCCUCGUGGUGAGGAGCAUCAGCAAGUCCAUGGCAGGAAACUACACCUGCCAGACGAACUUCGAAGGAAACACGUAUAGCCAGACCUAUAAUAUCGAAGCAUAUGAUAGCCCGUACUUCGUGAACACGACUGAGAACCAGAAUAUAAUCAUCGGGGAAGACUCGAUAGUUAGAUGCGAAGUGCGAGGAAUCGCAGACUACGAGAUAGUUUGGUACCUAAUCACAGAUCACGCGGAUGUGCUUUUGGUCAACAACAAGAAGUACAAGAUACUGCCUAAACAAGGUCUACUCAUCAGAAAUGUGACUAAAGAGGACGCCGGUUACUACAACUGCACAGUGAAUAACAUUGUCAUAGGGGAUUCUAUACCAAUACGUAUAAAUGUACAGGCAGCGGCCAGACCAGUGAUAUUCGAGCCAAAAUUUAACAUUCAUCCGGAGGCUAUAGUUGUCGGCAACACAGUGGUUGUGGAGUGCCUCGCGGAAGCCAUACCCUACCCCGAAUAUACCUGGACCAAGAUUCGUGAUGAGUUCGGAAAUCCUAUAGAAGAUGCAAACUCAACGUGGACACCAAUGGUUAAUACAAUAAAAUUUGAUAGCAUAAAAAAAGAAGACGCAGGGACAUAUGUAUGCACCGCAGCCAACACUGUGGAUAGUGCAGCUAUAAAAGUGUAUAUUGGUGUCCAAGUGCCUCCAGUAAUAACGUUCCUGGAAAACGUCACCGUCAUGGAAGGCAACGCAGCACAGAUCGCCUGCAAGGCCACCGGAGUGCCUGCCCCUGAACUACUUAUAGAGACUAGUCUGGACGGACUGGAGACAGAUGAAAGAGUGUCAACAGCCAUCAUGCACCCGACACCGGACACGUCGGAGCUAUAUUUGACAAUUAUGAACGUCUCCAGACCAUGUGAGGGCAUUUUCAGAUGCAGUGCCGCGAAUACAGUCAACAACGUUACGCAGGAAAUGUACUUGACCGUCCUGUUCCCGCCGUAUUUCCCCGUACAAAACGAGACCGUUUGGGGCUGGCACAACCACACGGUCAACAUGAGCUGCGUCCACGCAAGCAACCCGCCGUCCACAAUAGUAUGGAAGUUCCUUGGAAGUGAAAGUCGCGAAACAACUACAGCAGAACACGAUCAAGUGAAUAAACGACUACAAGAACUGAGUGAUGGCAGUACAGAACAAUACUUAGCCUUGCAAAUUGACGCUAAUCAGUACGGGGAGUACGAGUGCACAGCUGUCAAUCCGUAUGGAAAUACUACGAAGAAAAUAAACUUGAGAGAAGCAUUUAAACCGACGGCUAUCGAAAAUAAAACAAUCAUAACCCUGACAGCAACAUCCGUAACGUUCCAAAUCCAAGGCCCGGACACCGCAGACAACGCCCCCGUACGCGGCUACGUCGCAGAGUACGACCUUGUGGAGAACUACGCCACCACCAGCCACCACAACAUAAGCUAUUGCGGCGUGGAGAGGAACUUUACGAUAGACCGGCUGAAGCCUAAUAGGACGUACUCGAUUAAGUUCGCAGCCCAAAAUGCGGUUGGUGAUGGCGAGUGGUCGGAGCCAUUCGAAUUCGUGACACCUGAAUCGUCCGUUCCUGAAUCGCCCACAGAAGUGUGGGCCAAUCAAGGCAAGCUCAGGUGGAAGGCGCCCGAGCCUAACGGUGAGCCUAUCGACCAUUACAGCGUCGAGUUCUGCCCGUUUGUCGGUGAAGUUGUCAACUACACGCUCUGCCAAAAAGACAAUGUGUCAGAUACCGCUUUCCCGCUGGAGAAGUUGCAGAGAAAUGCUAAAUACAAGUUCGGAAUAAGUGCACACAACUCUCAAGGCUAUUCGGAUUACACGUAUAAGGAGAUAAAGACACCAGCAAAAAUAUUCGGCGAAGGCCUACUGUCAGUGGGCGCCGUCAUCGGUAUAUCGGUGGUGGCCGUGUUCCUCUGCCUUCUAGUGUUGGACCUGCUACUACUGUGCUGGAGGAAGCAGGGCAUCAUAGCGAGCUGCUACUUUAGGAAGAACAAGAAGAAAACUGACAACCUUAAUUCCCGGGACAAAAAGGGACUACUGGUAACAGAGGGUGAACGUGCCGAUGACCGGCCCAACAACGGCGGCCACAGAGAACUGGUGUACAACAAGACCACGGGCGUCAUCACGGGGAAGCAUUCCUCCGUGUAGCUUUAAUAGACCACGGAAAUCGUGCACGAAAAAUUUCGUACGU
This is a messenger RNA of Cydia amplana, 2710 nucleotides long. Its product is annotated as fasciclin-2-like. Gene Ontology annotation, molecular function: protein binding. The coding region runs from base 229 to 2667 and encodes 812 amino acids. NCBI's taxonomy places the organism in Eukaryota, Metazoa, Arthropoda, Insecta, Lepidoptera, Tortricidae. The transcript is spliced from 16 exons. The record is from RefSeq and is a predicted model, not a curated record.